AUGACUGUCGACUCUGAGCCUAAGAUCCCCCAGCAACUUGGAAUCAAGAACCUACAGGCGUCCUCUCAACGUAUGCCCUGGAUCAGAGAUAAUUUCUUCCACUCACCGGGGCAUCUCGACGACAAUGUCUGCAACCAGAAUUACCCUGGAAAAGGUACAGAGGACGACCCGUACAUUGUCGAUUACCUGGACAACGACCACCAAGACGCCAUGAAUUAUUCCGAUAAACGAAAAUGGUCCAUUUCAAUUUUCCAGGCUCUAUCCACCUUUGUGGUUACGUUUUCUAGCUCGGUGUUUGUGAGCGGCAUCGGAGGCAUCGAGCAGCGCUUUAACGUGUCUGAGGAGGUGGCUACGCUCGGCCUAUCGCUCUUCGUGUUAGGGUUUGCCAUAGGACCGCUGUUAUGGGCGCCUUUGUCAGAGAUGUACGGCCGCAAGUCAAUAUAUGUCAUUUCGUUCGUGGUUUACACAGCGUUCUGCGUGGCAGCGGCCUGCUCGCCCAAUAUCACGGCCUUGUUGGUUCUUCGCUUCUUUGCCAGCGCGUUUGGGUCGUCGGCAAUGACCAAUUCUGGGGGAGUUAUUGCUGACAUGUUCAACAAGACGCAGCGUGGAGUGGCGAUGGGGUUGUUUGUCAUGGCUCCUUUCCUGGGACCGGCACUUGGGCCUAUUGCUGGUGGCUUUCUUGCUGAGAAACAAGGUUGGCGUUGGCCUCUCGGUUUAAUCGCCAUCAUGGCAGGCACGGUCUCGAUUAUCACGAUGCUGAUCACCCCCGAAACAUACGCACCGUUCAUUCUACGAUGUCGAGCGCAAGCUCUCUCUCGGAUGACAGGAAGAAUAUAUGUGUCUCGUAUCAAUGUGGGAAAGCUGCCCAUGACUUUCUCGCAGGAGCUUUCGAUCGCUCUCACGCGGCCCUGGAUCCUAUUGUUCCGGGAACCUCUUGUCUUGCUGACAUCGCUGUACGUCGCUAUCAUCUAUGGCACGCUUUACAUGUUCUUUGCCGGAUUUCCGAUCGUCUUUCAAUAUACCCGAGGCUGGAGUCAGGGUGUCGCCGGACUUCCCUUUGUCGGCGUUGCCAUUGGUGUCUGUCUUGCGACGCUGGUGGCUGGCAUAGACAACAAACGCUACGUGCGUCUGUGCGAGGAGAUAGAGGGAAGAGGAGGCACAGUCGAACCCGAAGCCAGGCUGGGUAUAGCCAUGGCAGGCUCUUUCGUGGUUCCAAUCGGAUUGUUCUUGUUUGCGUGGACGACGUACCCAUCAGUGCACUGGAUUGUCCCCGUCAUCGGUGCCGUCUUCUUCUCGUGUGGCCUUGUCAUGGUCUUCAUCUCGCUGAUGAGCUAUCUGGUCGACUCAUAUACCGUCUAUGCUGCUUCUGUUAUGGCGGCCAACUCAGUGGUUCGGUCCUUAUUUGGCACUGUCUUUCCCUUGUUUACCACCCAGAUGUACGAGAAGCUCGGGAAUCAAUGGGCGAGCUCCGUUCCUGCAUUCCUCGUUCUUGUGUGUGUACCUUUCCCGUUUCUUUUCCACCGAUAUGGUUCGCAGAUACGCAGCAAGUGCAAGUAUUCUCUCGAAGCAGCAAACAUGUUGGAAACGAUGAAUCGUCGCCAAGGCACCAUGAUUGUAGGUGAACCAAAUGAACCGGAAAGGAAGGUUGAACAGACUGUUUAG
Molecule: messenger RNA, 1662 nt
Organism: Penicillium manginii
Lineage: Eukaryota; Fungi; Ascomycota; Eurotiomycetes; Eurotiales; Aspergillaceae
Product: MFS transporter
Exons: 3
Coding region: 1-1662 (553 amino acids)
Biological process (GO): transmembrane transport
Molecular function (GO): transmembrane transporter activity
Source: RefSeq, a predicted model, not a curated record